AUGGAUGUAAUACAAUCACUUGGAAACUUCAGCGAAAAGCUUUAUAGGGAGAUUUUGAAAAGAAACAAGGGUUAUUUGGAGAAUACAUUUCUCUCCCCUUUCAAUAUCUAUACUGCCCUCGGAAUGAUCCUCUGUGGAAGUGCAAACAAUACGAAUGCUGAGUUGAUAAAAGCGAUGCAGUUAUCUGAUUGCUUGGAACAGGAAAUAAUCCACAGCGCGAUUGGUGAACUUCUGGCUGAUCUUUCGAAGUCUGAUGAGAGUGUUGAGAUAAUCACUGGAAAUAGAAUCUAUGUAAAUGAAGAUGUGCAAAUUGAGAAACGAUUUAGAAAUAUCAUCAAGCAGCAUUACAAUGCACUGACUGAGCAUGUUGCGUUUCAUACAGAUCCUGAAUGUGCUCAAAACCGAAUUAAUCAGUGGGUUAGUGAACAGACCAACGGAACAAUCCAGGAACUGAUCUCACAUGUGGCUAUAUCGCAAGAAACGUCAGCUGUUGCGCUAUCCACUACAUACUUUAAAGGUUUAUGGGGUCCACAUUUCCGUAAGGAGGAUUCACACGACAGCGAUUUCUUCAAACUUGACGGAUCAACAAUGAACGUGAAGUUAAUGUAUAAUCUAUCCUGUUUCAGUAUGGUCAUCUUACCAGAUUUGGGAUCGCGAGCUAUCAAGAUACCGUUUAAAGAUCCGAAACCUGACCAUGAAGGACUUAUGGUGUUCUAA
This is a messenger RNA of Schistosoma intercalatum, 717 nucleotides long. The record is from the annotation of a GenBank genome assembly. NCBI's taxonomy places the organism in Eukaryota, Metazoa, Platyhelminthes, Trematoda, Strigeidida, Schistosomatidae.